Molecule: messenger RNA, 2073 nt
Organism: Nilaparvata lugens (brown planthopper)
Lineage: Eukaryota; Metazoa; Arthropoda; Insecta; Hemiptera; Delphacidae
Product: protein yellow-like
Exons: 4
Coding region: 1-1302 (433 amino acids)
Cellular component (GO): extracellular region
Source: RefSeq, a predicted model, not a curated record
AUGACUGACGAGCGAACACUGACCGGACCGAAAUCGGCCCACUACGCCGGUCUAAUGAGGAACGGUUACCGGGAACGGUUACUUGGAACUGCCGUAGUCUUCCCCUGGCUGGUGUCAAUGUGGGUCGUCGACAACCUGCAGUACUCGCAGCAGCAGUCAUCGAGCAACGAGAACGUGGCCAAUGGUAGUGACGGGAAAUUCGAAGAGGUCUACCGCUGGAAAGAGGUGGAUUUCGUCUACCCGUCACCCAAGGCGCGUCUCAAUGCGUUGGCUACCAAGGCGUUUAUACCUAAGAACAAUUUGCCGCUCGGGCUGGAAGUUACAACGGAUAAGGUGUUCGUCACUUUGCCAAGGUGGAAACAAGGAGUGCCAUGUAGUUUAGCCGUUUUGGACCGCCAUGACCCCAACCCUUCCCCUCGUCUACGGCCCUUCCCAUCCUGGAAGUGGCAUCAGCUGACGUCAUCAAGGGGCAGCAACAAGUGUGACGUCAUCACUUCGGUGUUUCGGAUGUCACUUGACCAGUGUGGCCGAGUGUGGGUUCUUGACUCGGGUUCUGUGGACAUUUUUGAAUCAGUCAACCAGCUGUGUCCUCCUCAGAUUUUGGUAUUUGAUGUCAACAGCGAGAAAUUAAGGUACGGCCUAGUAGUCUACGACUGGCAGAAUAACAAAUCCUGGCGAAUUUCCCACCCGCAUUUCUACCCCGAUCCAAUCGUUUCUCGCUACGACCUUGACGGCAUCAUUUUCCGAUGGACCGACGGAAUUUUCGGGCUAGCCCUGUCACCCCCCGACCCCAAAACGCAGGAAAAACUGCUCUACUUCCACCCCCUCUCAAGUUUCCGCGAGUUUUCCGUGUCCACCGAGAUCCUACGAAACGAAACUAAGUCAACUGAGGAACUAGAUUGCUUCAACGCUAUUGGACAACCACGUGGGAGGAAGGAUAGUCACGCUAGCGCCAGCGCGAUGGAUAGCGACGGAAUUUUGUACUACAAUUUAGUUUCAAAAUCAGCUGUUGGAUGUUGGAAUAGCAAAAACGGCCCCCAUUUGGAAUCUACCCAAGGGGUGAUCGAGACUAACAACACGACCCUUAGUUUCCCCAACGACCUAAAAAUCGAAACAAACGGAAACGAAAAGUAUAUCUGGGUAUUGAGUAAUCGAUUACAUAAGUAUUUGUACUCCAGUUUGAGCCCGGAUGAGUAUAAUUUCAGGAUUUUGAGGGUGAACGCUAGGGAGGCCGUGAAAGGUACUGUUUGUCAGCCCGGGGCUAGGGUUGGUCCUACCCAGCCCAUCUGUUAUGAGUUUUGAGUGUCAAAAUUUGUGUCAAAAAACUGAAAAUUUGUCAUAUAAUUUGAGUGAUUUCAAAAUUUGUGUCAAAAACUGAAAAUUUGUCAUAGAAUUCGAGUGAUUUCAAAUUGUUAACAAAUGAUUUUUGUAAAUCUAUUGGAGAAAUUUGUAUCAAAAUAUUAUUGAAUUGUCGUUAGGCUAGGGUUUGUCCCACUCAGUCCAUCUGUUAUGAGUUUUGAGUGCAAAAAUUUGUGUCAAAAAACUGAGAAUUUAUUAUAGAAUUGGUAUCAAAGUAUUAACGAAUGAUUUUUGUACAUGUAUUGUCGAAAUUUGUAUCAAAAUAUUAAUUAAUUGUCGUGGGGCUAGGGUUGGUACUACCCAGCCCAUCUGUUAUGAGUUUUGAGUGGAAAAAUUUGUGUCAAAAAACUGAGAAUUUAUUAUAGAAUUGGUAUCAAAGUAUUAACGAAUGAUUUUUGUAAAUGUAUUGUCGAAAUUUGUAUCAAAAUAUUAAUUAAUUGUCGUUGGGCUAGGGUUUGUCCCACUCAGCCCAUCUGUUAUGAGUUUUGAGUGCAAAAAUUUGUGUCAAAAAACUGAAAAUUUGUUAUAGAAUUUGUGUCAAAGUAUUAAGGAAAGGUUAAUUUGUUGCCGAAAUUUGUACCAAAAUAUAAAUGAAUUGUCGUUGGGCUAGGGUUUGUCCCACUCAGUCCAUCUGUUAUGAGUUUUGAGUGCAAAAAUUUGUGUCAAAAAACUGAAAAAUUAUCAUAGAAUUUGUGUCAAAGUAUUAAGGAAUGG